This is a messenger RNA of Panicum virgatum (switchgrass), 2163 nucleotides long. RefSeq names its product trans-cinnamate 4-monooxygenase-like. NCBI's taxonomy places the organism in Eukaryota, Viridiplantae, Streptophyta, Magnoliopsida, Poales, Poaceae. The coding region runs from base 314 to 1618 and encodes 434 amino acids. The transcript has 4 exons. The record is from RefSeq and is a predicted model, not a curated record. Gene Ontology annotation, biological process: lignin metabolic process. Gene Ontology annotation, molecular function: trans-cinnamate 4-monooxygenase activity; heme binding; iron ion binding.
UCUUCAGGAAACAACCGCCGUUCCAGCGCGCCAACACAGAGACACAAAACCAGUGAGAAACGCAGCGUGCCCGCCAAUCCAUCCCGGCUCCGUCGCCAUGGACCUUCUCUUCGCGGAGAAGCUCCUGGCCGGCCUCUUCGCGUCCGUCGUGGCCGCCAUCGCGGUGUCCAAGCUCCGCGGCCGCAAGCUCCGCCUGCCGCCCGGCCCCGUCCCCGUGCCCAUCUUCGGCAACUGACUGCAGGUCGGCGACGACCUCAACCACCGCAACCUCGGCGCGCUGGCGCGCAGGUUCGGCGAGAUCUUCCUCCUCCGCAUGGGCCAGCGCAACCUGGUGGUGGUCUCCUCGCCGCCGCUGGCGCGGGAGGUGCUCCACACGCAGGGCGUGGAGUUCGGCUCCCGCACCCGCAACGUGGUGUUCGACAUCUUCACGGGCGAGGGGCAGGACAUGGUGUUCACCGUGUACGGCGACCACUGGCGCAAGAUGCGGCGCAUCAUGACGGUGCCCUUCUUCACCAACAAGGUCGUGCAGCAGUACAGCCCCGGGUGGGAGGCCGAGGCCGCCGCCGUCGUCGACGACGUGCGCGCCGACCCCGCCGCCGCCGCCGCCGGCGGCCUCGUGCUCCGCCGCCGCCUGCAGCUGAUGAUGUACAACAACAUGUACCGCAUCAUGUUCGACCGCCGGUUCGAGAGCGUGGACGACCCGCUCUUCCUCCGCCUCAGGGAGCUCAACGGCGAGCGCAGCCGCCUCGCGCAGAGCUUCGAGUACAACUACGGCGACUUCAUCCCCAUCCUCCGCCCCUUCCUCCGCGGCUACCUCAGGAUCUGCAAGGAGGUCAAGGAGACCCGCCUCAAGCUCUUCAAGGAUUUCUUCCUCGAGGAGAGGAAGAAGCUGGCGAGCACCAAGGCCAUGGACAACAACGGGCUCAAGUGCGCCAUUGAUCACAUCCUGGAGGCGCAGCAGAAGGGGGAGAUCAACGAGGACAACGUGCUCUACAUCGUCGAGAACAUUAACGUUGCAGCGAUCGAGACGACGCUGUGGUCGAUCGAGUGGGCGAUCGCGGAGCUGGUGAACCACCUGGAGAUCCAGCGGAAGCUGCGGGAGGAGCUGGACGCGGCGCUGGGCCCGGGCCACCAGAUCACGGAGCCGGACACGCACAGGCUCCCCUACCUGCAGGCCGUGAUCAAGGAGACGCUGCGGCUGCGCAUGGCCAUCCCGCUGCUGGUGCCGCACAUGAACCUCCGCGACGCCAAGCUCGGCGGCUACGACAUCCCCGCCGAGAGCAAGAUCCUCGUCAACGCCUGGUACCUCGCCAACAACCCCGACAGCUGGAAGCGCCCCGAGGAGUUCCGGCCGGAGCGCUUCCUCGAGGAGGAGAGGCACGUCGAGGCCAACGGCAACGACUUCAGGUACCUGCCCUUCGGCGUCGGCCGCAGGAGCUGCCCCGGCAUCAUCCUCGCCCUCCCCAUCCUCGGCAUCACCAUCGGGCGCCUCGUCCAGAACUUCGAGCUGCUGCCGCCGCCCGGACAGGACAAGGUCGACACCACCGAGAAGGGAGGCCAGUUCAGCCUCCACAUCUUGAAGCACUCCACCAUCGUGUGCAAGCCGAGAGCGUUCUAGCUUCGAAGAGCAGCGCGCCCAUCUCUUAAUUGGUUGUCUUUAUAUAGCUCUCUAUCUCCUUUUCUCUUCACAGCAGAUAAAUGUUAAUCGCAAGACAGGGGUGGAGAGAGUAAAAAAACAGGGAUGAAAUGUAGAGAUCUGAUAAUUAUUAAACGCAGCGUUCAAUUGAAAAAAAAAGUAAGCCAUUGCAAAUAAGCAGGUGUAUAUAUCCAAGGUUUUCUGAAGUACUUGUGGGAGGCAUGUACGCACACAGAGUCACAGACCACUUGCCACUCGCGCCCAGAGCUGGCAGAAGCAAUGCAGUUUUCCUAUGAGAUGAUUGCAGAGUCUUCUCAUGGCUUUGGGCAAGCAAUACAAUUUCUAUUUUUCUAUUGACCAUUCCAAUUCCUCCAAAAAAGAGUAUUGAUAUCAUGGCAAUUUUCUUCUAGUUUAAGCAAAGCAAUAGUUGCCGCAGGCAGCAUUGGUUCUGAUGUUUAGUCCCUCCUAAUAAUUCAACUGUUUCCUUUUGGUAGCUAAAAGAAUUAUUCCAGGGGGUGGUUUGGCUU